Knipowitschia caucasica is the source of this 3516-nucleotide messenger RNA. The record is from the annotation of a GenBank genome assembly. NCBI's taxonomy places the organism in Eukaryota, Metazoa, Chordata, Actinopteri, Gobiiformes, Gobiidae.
AUGAAGGUUUUGAGCUGUAAGAGGAGGUUACAGAGGAGGUUACAGAGGAGGUUACAGAGGAGGUUACAGAGGAGGCUACAGAGGAGGCUACAGAGGAGGUUACAGAGGAGGUUACAGAGGAGGCUACAGAGGAGGCUACAGAGGAGGCUACAGAGGAGGUUACAGAGAGGAGGCUACAGAGAGGAGGCUACAGAGGAGGCUACAGAGGAGGUUACAGAGGAGGCUACAGAGGAGGCUGAAGAGGAGGCUACAGAGGAGGUUACAGAGGAGGCUACAGAGGAGGUUACAGAGGAGGCUACAGAGGAGGCUACAGAGGAGGUUACAGAGGAGGUUACAGAGGAGGUUACAGAGGAGGUUACAGAGGAGGCUACAGAGGAGGCUACAGAGGAGGUUACAGAGGAGGUUACAGAGGAGGCUACAGAGGAGGCUGCAGAGGAGGUUACAGAGAGGAGGCUACAGAGGAGGCUACAGAGGAGGUUACAGAGAGGAGGCUACAGAGAGGAGGCUACAGAGGAGGCUACAGAGGAGGUUACAGAGAGGAGGCUACAGAGAGGAGGUUACAGAGGAGGCUACAGAGAGGAGGCUACAGAGGAGGUUACAGAGGAGGUUACAGAGGAGGCUACAGAGGAGGCUGAAGAGGAGGCUACAGAGGAGGUUACAGAGGAGGCUACAGAGGAGGCUACAGAGGAGGCUACAGAGGAGGCUACAGAGGAGGUUACAGAGAGGAGAGCUACAGAGAGGAGGCUACAGAGGAGGCUACAGAGGAGGUUACAGAGGAGGCUACAGAGAGGAGGCUACAGAGGAGGUUACAGAGGAGGUUACAGAGAGGAGGCUACAGAGAGGAGGUUACAGAGGAGGCUACAGAGAGGAGGCUACAGAGGAGGAGGCUACAGAGGAGGCUACAGAGGAGGCUACAGAGGAGGCUACAGAGGAGGUUACAGAGAGGAGGCUACAGAGAGGAGGCUACAGAGGAGGCUACAGAGGAGGUUACAGAGGAGGUACAGAGGAGGCUACAGAGGAGGCUACAGAGGAGUACAGAGGAGGCUACAGAGGAGGCUACAGAGGAGGCUACAGAGGAGGCUAAGAGGAGGUUACAGAGGAGGCUACAGAGGAGGCUACAGAGGAGGUACAGAGGAGGCUACAGAGGAGGCUACAGAGGAGGCUACAGAGGAGGCUACAGAGGAGGCUACAGAGGAGGCUACAGAGGAGGUUACAGAGGAGGCUACAGAGGAGGCUACAGAGGAGGCUACAGAGGAGGCUACAGAGGAGGCUACAGAGGAGGUUACAGAGGAGGUUACAGAGGAGGCUACAGAGGAGGUUACAGAGGAGGACAGAGGAGGCUACAGAGAGGAGGCUACAGAGGAGGCUACAGAGGAGGUUACAGAGAGGAGGCUACAGAGAGGAGGUUACAGAGGAGGCUACAGAGGAGGCUACAGAGGAGAGGAGGCUACAGAGGAGGUUACAGAGGAGGCUACAGAGGAGGCUACAGAGGAGGCUACAGAGGAGGCUAAGAGGAGGUACAGAGGAGGUUACAGAGGAGGCUACAGGGAGGCUACAGAGAGGAGGCUACAGAGGAGGCUACAGAGGAGGUUACAGAGGAGGUACAGAGGAGGCUACAGAGAGGUACAGAGAGGCUACAGAGGAGGUUACAGAGGAGGCUACAGAGGAGGUUACAGAGGAGGCUACAGAGGAGGCUACAGAGGAGGCUUACAGAGGAGGUACAGAGGAGGUACAGAGGAGGUUACAGAGGAGGUACAGAGGAGGCUACAGAGGAGGCUACAGAGGAGGUACAGAGGAGGCUACAGAGGAGGCUACAGAGGAGGUACAGAGGAGGUUACAGAGGAGGCUACAGAGGAGGCUACAGAGGAGGUACAGAGGAGGCUACAGAGGAGGCUAAGAGGAGGUACAGAGGAGGCUACAGAGGAGGUACAGAGGAGGUACAGAGGAGCUACAGAGGAGUACAGAGGAGGUACAGAGAGUUACAGAGGAGGCUACAGAGAGGAGGCUACAGAGGAGGUUACAGAGGAGGCUACAGAGAGGAGGCUACAGAGGAGGUUACAGAGGAGGCUACAGAGAGAGGUACAGAGGAGGUUACAGAGGAGGCUACAGAGGAGGCUACAGAGAGGAGGUACAGAGGAGGUACAGAGGAGGCUACAGAGAGGAGGCUACAGGAGAGGAGGCUACAGAGGAGGCUACAGAGGAGGUACAGAGGAGGUACAGAGGAGGCUACAGAGGAGGCUACAGAGGAGGCUACAGAGGAGGCUACAGAGGAGGCUACAGAGGAGGCUACAGAGGAGGCUACAGAGGAGGCUACAGAGGAGGCUACAGGAGGCUACAGAGAGGAGGCUACAGAGGAGGUUACAGAGGAGGUUACAGAGGAGGUUACAGAGGAGGUUACAGAGGAGGCUACAGAGAGGAGGCUACAGAGAGGAGGCUACAGAGGAGGUUACAGAGGAGGUUACAGAGGAGGCUACAGAGGAGGUUACAGAGGAGGCUACAGAGAGGAGGCUACAGAGAGGAGGCUACAGAGGAGGCUACAGGAGGCUACAGAGAGGAGGCUACAGAGAGGAGGCUACAGAGGAGGCUACAGAGGAGGCUACAGAGGAGGUUACAGAGGAGGUUACAGAGGAGGUUACAGAGAGGAGGCUACAGAGGAGGCUACAGAGGAGGUUACAGAGGAGGUUACAGAGGAGGCUACAGAGCAGGCUACAGAGAGGAGGCUACAGAGGAGGUUACAGAGGAGGCUACAGAGGAGGCUACAGAGGAGGCUACAGAGUAGGUUACAGAGGAGGCUACAGAGGAGGCUACAGAGGAGGUUACAGAGAGGAGGCUACAGAGGAGGCUACAGAGGAGGCUACAGAGGAGGUUACAGAGGAGGCUACAGAGAGGAGGCUACAGAGGAGGUUACAGAGGAGGCUACAGAGGAGGCUACAGGAGGUUACAGAGGAGGCUACAGGAGGUUACAGAGGAGGUUACAGAGGAGGUUACAGAGGAGGUUACAGAGAGGAGGCUGAAGAGGAGGCUACAGAGGAGGCUACAGAGGAGGUUGCAGAGGAGGCUGCAGAGGAGGCUGCAGAGGAGGCUACAGAGGAGGCUACAGAGGAGGCUGCAGAGGAGGUUACAGAGAGGAGGCUACAGAGGAGGCUACAGAGGAGGUUACAGAGGAGGCUACAGAGGAGGCUACAGAGGAGGUUACAGAGGAGGCUACAGAGGAGGCUGCAGAGGAGGUUACAGAGGAGGCUACAGAGGAGGCUACAGAGGAGGCUACAGAGGAGGUUACAGAGGAGGCUACAGAGGAGGCUACAGAGGAGGUUACAGAGGAGGCUACAGAGGAGGCUGCAGAGGAGGUUACAGAGGAGGCUGCAGAGGAGGCUGCAGAGGAGGUUACAGAGGAGGCUGCAGAGAGGAGGCUGCAGAGGAUGUUACAGAGGAGGCUGCAGAGAGGAGGCUGAAGAGGAGGUUACAGAGGAGGUUACGGAGAGGAGGCUGAAGAGGAGGUUACAGAGAGGAGGCUGA